UCUCGCUAGAAUGGAUACCUGGUCCCGGUACUGCUGGAUCGGCAGCGGCGAUCGUCGGGAUUCGGGAGUUUAGUUUGCGCAGCGGUGAUCACGUUUCUAACGCGAGCGCGCGAUUCCGUCUACUGAUUUUUCUGGGAUUCGGGUUUCGAUUCUGAUAGUGGUAAGAAAAUUCGGAAUCAUUAUGUGAUUGGAAGUGGGUGAUCCUGCGAGAAGAAUUUCAAGAUAAUCAAGUGCCAUGAUCGUGCCGCAUAAUUGUUCGAAUUUAUCUUUUAGUGAUGUUUGUGCAUUUUGUUUAUAGAGAUAUAAGUUAUCAAAAAUUACGAAGCAACACAGCACAAGUGAUUCCGCGAAUAAAUGCACUCUAGAAGAAAUGGAUGUCUAUCAGCUUGACUCCCCAACCGAUGGGCUCAGCUCAAGUCUAGUGAAACUGGACGAAGAUCUCGCAGAUAUGAGUUUCGAUGCCGGUUCGGAGUUUAAUUUACACUUUUUCGAUACCCCCGAGGAUUCCAACACGCAAAGUGGAUUGAGCGAUCACGAAGAGUCGGUAGAAUCGAGCUCGCGGGAAACUCCCCCGAGUCCAGGGCGGAAAUCAGUGGGCCUGCGGGGGCCACUACCUCCGCCCCCACCACCAUUGGCGAUCGCAGUCGGACAGGAUCCCAUCUCCAGUACCAUCGUUGUGACUAGCACUUCGACGCCGAUGACGCUGGUGAACCCGGCGACUUGCUUGGUGAUCAGUUCGUCGGAAAUGGCAAAAGUUUCUUCUAGCAGCUUUGAUCGGGUGGAUGGAUCGCAACGAGGCGGAGGAGGUUCGAGAUUAGAGCAGCAAUGCGUCGGUGCGGAUGCCAGCUCGACGACCUCCUCGAAGACGUUCGUGGCCUGCAAGGUGUGCGGCGAUAAGGCCUCCGGCUAUCAUUACGGGGUGACAUCGUGCGAGGGCUGCAAAGGAUUCUUCCGACGCAGCAUCCAGAAGCAGAUCGAGUACCGCUGCCUGCGCGAUGGCAAGUGUCUGGUGAUACGGCUGAACCGAAACCGCUGCCAGUACUGUCGGUUCAAAAAAUGUCUCGCCGUCGGAAUGAGCAGGGACUCUGUUCGCUAUGGACGCGUCCCGAAGAAAUCUCGCGAAGCCGGAAACUGCACGGAAGACAUGAAUGUUUGUGUUAACUCGACUACACCGACCCAGGUGUCCCAGUUGAGCAGCUGCGGCGGUACGCCCACGCCGACAGUAACAGUGAUCAGUGCCAGCAAUAAUCUUAAUAAUAAUAAUAAUAAUAACGAUAAUAUAAUUAACAACAACAACAAUAAUAGCAUCAACAAUAAUAAUAGCAACAACAACAAUUCCGGUUUAGGAACCGGAAUUGGAGCCAUGACAAACUGUGCGGAAAUUAGCACAUCGACCGCAGUCGUAACGACCAUCCUGCCGGACUCGAUGACCUUUAGCCCGCCGGAGCUGUCCAUCUACGAUAUCAUUCAAUGCGUCGCACAAGCACAUCGAGGCCAUUCCACUUACACCGCCGAGCUGGUCAAGGAGCAGAACCGGAUAUCGCUGAUCAACUACAGCGAGAAGAACAAUCUCAUCAUGCAAUCACUGGACACGAUCGAGGACCAGCGGAUAUGGCUGUGGCAGCAGUACGCCAUGCGGGUGACCCCAUCGGUGCAGCGGAUUGUCGAGUUCGCGAAGAGGGUUCCCGGCUUCGGUGAGUUCCUCCAGGAUGACCAGCUGAUCCUGAUCAAGAUGGGCUUCUUCGAGGUGUGGCUCAGUCACGUGGCUCGGGCCACCAAUGAGUCCACGCUGACUUUCGAUGACGGGGUGUACAUCACCCGGCAGCAAUUGGAAGUGAUAUAUGAUGUGGAUUACGCCAAUGCAUUGUUCAAUUUUACCAGCGGCUUGAACAAUUGCUGUUUGAGUGAUACCGAGAUUGGUCUGUACUCGGCGUUGAUACUGAUGACCGAUCGAUCGGGAUUGACGGAGACCAAGAUAGUGCUGAAGACGAGGGAGUGCAUUGCGGAGGCGCUGAGGGUGCAGAUCACGCGGACCAGGUCCAAUGGGGUAAGCGCCCUGCAGAUAAUGCCGGCACUAGAGGCUAAAAUUCACGAGCUGCGAACGCUCGGGGAGAAACAUUUCGCACAUCUGGAGUGGUUCCGACAAAAUUGGAGCUCCAUCCGGUUGCCGCCGCUGUUUGCGGAAAUUUUCGACAUUCCUAAAUGCGAGGAGGAUUUGCAGUGAGUUAUCUGAGGGAUAGGGAUGGAAAAGAGCGAGGAACAUCCUCUAAACAUUGGCCAAUAGUUUUUUAAGUAACUGAUGUAUCAAUUUAGGAUCGCACCUAUUAUCGAACGAAAGCAAGACUUGCCAAAUCUAUAUCAAUGUGAAUGUUGACGUGUAGCGAAUUUAGACGAUGAAUGUUAUUCGGAACGGAAUUUAUUUUUGUUAGCUUCCAUUAUGGAAUCAUACCACAAUCUCGAGGGUUGUUCCAGAUAAUGUUCUAUCGAGUAUCAUUCUGUGGAUAGUCACUAACUAAACUAGACUCAUCGUCAUUUACAAGCGUUAGGAAGUAAGCAAGAACCGAUAAUAAGAAACCGAUAUCAUAAACUCUCCACCCGACAUAUCACUGAUAUCAAUGUGAAUUUGCAACCAGUAGAAUUUAACUGCAGUAAGUGAUUCUUUCCAUGAUAAGCAGAAUAUUGUGGAUCUCAAGCGAACAGAUUGCUUCCUACCACUUUGAGGCAUACACAAACCAGGGCAUUUCUACUGUAAAAUAUCGGUGUCAUAAAAUACCGGUAGGAUUCCUGAAGGAAUACGCCAAAAAGAGGCAAUCAAAUUAGCUUAAAAUUCAUGUAUUCCUAAAGUACGGUUCAAUCGUACAAAAGGCACCCUUACGAUGGGAAUCCACAACUGUCUCUAAAAUAUAAAUCACAUAAGCUAUACACUGCCGGAAAUAAGUAUAAAGACAUGCAAUAAUUUAGCAAAAUAUAAUUUUCUAAUCAAUAUUCGUUCAAAACCUUGUACACAGUAGAUUGUUAAUGCAGUGUCAUUGACGAUAAAUAUUUUGUUUCUUGAGUUGUUUACACAUAAAAACCUAUAUUUGCAUUUUU
Armigeres subalbatus is the source of this 3090-nucleotide messenger RNA. RefSeq names its product ecdysone-induced protein 78C (gene Eip78C). The record is from RefSeq and is a predicted model, not a curated record. Gene Ontology annotation, biological process: regulation of DNA-templated transcription. Bases 371 to 2224 code for a protein of 617 amino acids. Gene Ontology annotation, molecular function: zinc ion binding; nuclear receptor activity; sequence-specific DNA binding. The transcript is spliced from 5 exons. NCBI's taxonomy places the organism in Eukaryota, Metazoa, Arthropoda, Insecta, Diptera, Culicidae.